Molecule: messenger RNA, 1014 nt
Organism: Jaminaea rosea
Lineage: Eukaryota; Fungi; Basidiomycota; Exobasidiomycetes; Microstromatales
Product: histone-fold-containing protein
Exons: 2
Coding region: 471-914 (147 amino acids)
Biological process (GO): positive regulation of transcription by RNA polymerase II; RNA polymerase II preinitiation complex assembly; negative regulation of transcription by RNA polymerase II
Cellular component (GO): negative cofactor 2 complex
Molecular function (GO): general transcription initiation factor activity; core promoter sequence-specific DNA binding; protein heterodimerization activity
Source: RefSeq, a predicted model, not a curated record
GCCUUCACAGCCAAUCAAUGAGAUGGCUGCACAUGAGCACCGCUUUGGUUCCUGAGCUCAGUCGUCACGAUCCGCACCUCGGAUGUCAUCCUCAUACAUCGGCUUCAUCACUCUACCUCAUACAAGCUCGCUCGGCCCUGACAGUCGCUCACAUCGCAGUGCGCUCAAGGAGCCGCGAGCGGGGCGGCGGUGGCUCGACGUCGAGGUACAUAAGAGCGGCGCCUUCCGCUUUGCUUGACGUCUCUCCGUCCCACCCACCCUCGCUUGACGCGCCGCUCAAACCUCCGCGAGCCGCGAGGGAGAGAGCGACAACAAGAAACAUCAGCGUCACGGUUCAAGCAAAGCAGAACAAAGGGUAGAACAGCGCGCUGCCAUCGCAUCAAAAGCAAAGGCUUCAGCUCCUCCAGAAAGCUAGCUACCGCACACAUCAAACGGGGAGGCCGGCCCCCUCCACCCGACACCUCUACGCCAUGUCUGACAGUGAAGACCGCGCGGGCCCUUCUUCAGGCGGUGCCGGUGACGAGGAGGUCAGUCUGCCUCGAGCCACCGUCUACAAGCUCAUUGCAGAGAUGCUUCCUGGAGACUUCAGCGUCGCCAAGGAGACGAAAGACCUCAUCAUGGAGGCGUGCACAGAAUUCAUCCGCCUAGUAUCAUCAGAAGCCAACGACCUCUGCGAAAAGUCCGGCAAAAGAACAAUCGGCUCAGACCACUGCGUUCAAGCGCUCAAAGAUCUGGGCUUCGAGUCGUACCUCAAGGACAUCGACACGGUGUUGGAGGAGCACAAGGCCGAGCUGAAGUACCGCGAAAAGAAGAACAGCAAGAUGGCAAUGGCGGGUUUGACGGACGAGGAGCUGCAAAAGCAGCAAGAGGCACUCUUUGCGGCUAGUAGGGCGAGGUUUGAGGCGCAAGGCUGAGGAGGAGGGAAAGUGAGAGAAGGCGAGGGCACCAGGAAGCGGCUUCACGCGCCUGUACGAGCGCAAUCUGCAUGUAUCAAUCGACCAUACGAUUAUCCUG